Malania oleifera is the source of this 1366-nucleotide messenger RNA. Its product is annotated as germin-like protein subfamily 1 member 18. The record is from RefSeq and is a predicted model, not a curated record. Lineage: Eukaryota; Viridiplantae; Streptophyta; Magnoliopsida; Santalales; Ximeniaceae. Gene Ontology annotation, cellular component: cell wall. Bases 484 to 1173 code for a protein of 229 amino acids. The transcript is spliced from 2 exons. Gene Ontology annotation, molecular function: manganese ion binding.
UCCUCUUCUCUCUCUCCUCUCUCCCCUUCUCUUUCACCCUACACCCAUUAAUGCCCUUUCCCCUCUCUUUCCUCUCUCUCCGGUUCCCGAACGCUGACGCCGACGAUGACGACUCGACUGACGGCUGAUUUUUUUUUUUUUUUUAAAUUUUAAAGCCUAAACCAGUCGAUAGAUAUAAUUUUGUAAAUUUUCCUCAUUUUUUCAUGUUCUUUUUUUUUUUUUUUAAUAUUUUCGUAAAAAACUCUAAGGAAACACGUGCAUAUAUCUGCCUCAUCAUCAUCCACAUGCGCUGAAAAUCAUUCAAUCAGCCAGCUAACCUAUCAUUCAAUAUCUCAUCAUUCAAUAUCUCUCAACUCACCUGGACUGCUAUUUUCAUUUUUAUCUACAAAUAGCUUUCCCUUCUCACAUUCUAGCCAGCCACAGGAGAGAGAGAGAGAGAGAGAGAGAGAGAGAGAUAAGCAUCAACGGUGAAAGAAAAAGAGAAUGGGGUGUGUUUAUCACCAUGGCUUCCUAAUUCCAUUACUACUUGUGGCCUUGGCUUUCUCACUAUCCUCUGCCGCUGACCCAGCCCCUCUUCAAGAUUUCUGUGUUGCUGCCUCCACCACCAAGGAUGCUGUGAUGGUGAACGGUAAGAUCUGCAAAGACCCAAAACUAGUUGUGCCCGAAGACUUCUCCGUUUCCGGGUUCCAUAAACCCAGAAACUCUUCCAACCCCUUGGGCUCGAUCACCACCUUGUUCAAUGUGGACUACCUCCCGGGGCUCAACACCCUGGGCAUAUCCAUGGCCAGGGUGGACCUCGCCCCGGGAGGGGUGAACCCUCCCCACCUCCACCCCCGCGCGUCCGAGAUGCUGGUGGUGGUUGAGGGCACCGUCUACGUCGGCUUCGUCACCACCAACUCCGACUCCCGCCUCUUCGCCAAAAUCCUCCACAAGGGCGACGCCUUCGUAUUCCCCGUUGGCCUCAUCCACUUCCAGAUCAACAUCGGUAGGACUCCCGCCGUGGGUUUCGUCAGCUUCGGCAGCCAGAAUGCUGGCGUCACUACCGUGGCCAACCGAAUCUUCUCGUCGCAGCCGCCGAUCAUGGCCGACGUCCUCUCCGCGGCCUUCCAAAUGGACAAGGAGAUGGUGGAACACCUUCAAGGAAUCUCCUGGUUCGAGAACGCUGCCGGUUAAAUUUGAUUAAACGAGUUUAAAGCAAUUUGCUAUUAAUGGCGAGAUACACUAUCACAAAUCAAUUUUCACGAGACUGUUAACUAGUCAUGAUAUUUUACUCUUGUGAUAGUUGUCGUUAGAUGCAUAGAGUUAUCUAAAUUAAAUUUGUGAACAAUAAUGCAGGCUUUGGAAUGAAUAAUUUGUUUGUUGAUGA